Molecule: messenger RNA, 1837 nt
Organism: Perognathus longimembris pacificus (Pacific pocket mouse)
Lineage: Eukaryota; Metazoa; Chordata; Mammalia; Rodentia; Heteromyidae
Gene: Slc10a6
Product: solute carrier family 10 member 6
Exons: 7
Coding region: 398-1522 (374 amino acids)
Biological process (GO): bile acid and bile salt transport
Cellular component (GO): membrane
Molecular function (GO): bile acid:sodium symporter activity
Source: RefSeq, a predicted model, not a curated record
CUCUCCACAGAAUGUUGCCUCCUGCUCUUUGAAAUUCCUGUUGAAUUUGGAGAAAUUAUGCCCUGGCUUCCCGUGUACUUUCCUGGAACACGAUGAGUUGCUGACGACAGCCUGGUCUCACCGCUUCACACCAAGUUUGCUUGUCUCAUUUGACUUAAAUAUUCGAGGGUGAGUAAGAGCAGAGGCAGAGAGCCUGGCUUUCCACAUUGGAUGGUGCUCAUUGCUCUUGGAGUUACACUCCUGGAUGCAUUGAUUAGAUUAGGGUGAAUCACCUGCUGGCCAAUGGCAAUCGGAAUGACUCUCCACGUGUGACUUUGUUGCACUAUUACAAAAUGGGGCCGGAGAGCCCUGCCCAGUCACCAGUGCCGAUGUGCAUUUGGAACGCUGUCUUGAGGAGAUGAGAGCAAAUUGUUCCAGCCGCUCAGCCUGUUCUGCCAACAGUUCAGAGGGGGAGCUGCCGGGGGGCCUGGAGCCACCCGGGAACCUGCAGCUGGUGUUCACCGUGGUGACGGCCGUGAUGAUGGGGCUGCUCAUGUUCUCUCUGGGCUGCUCGGUGGAGGUGCAGAAGCUCUGGUUGCACCUCCGGAGACCCUGGGGCAUCGCGGUGGGGCUUCUCUGCCAGUUUGGACUCAUGCCCCUGACAGCCUACGUGCUCGCUCUCAGCUUCUCUCUGAAACCAGUCCAAGCUAUCGCUGUUCUCAUCAUGGGGUGCUGCCCCGGGGGAACCAUCUCCAAUGUGUUCACCUUCUGGGCUGAUGGAGAUAUGGAUCUCAGCAUCAGCAUGACAACCUGUUCCACGGUGGCCGCCCUGGGAAUGAUGCCACUCUGCCUGUAUCUCUACACCUGGUCCUGGGAGCUGGCACAGAACCUCACCAUCCCAUACCAGAACAUCGGAAUUACUCUGGUGUGCCUGGCCAUUCCUGUGGCUUUUGGUGUCUAUGUGAAUUAUAGGUGGCCCAAACAAUCGAAAAUCAUCCUCAAGGUUGGGGCCAUUGUUGGUGGCAUCCUCCUUCUUUUGGUCACGGUUGCUGGGGUGGUGCUGGCCAAGGGAUUCUGGAAUUCAGACACCACUCUUCUGACCAUCAGUUUCAUCUUCCCACUGAUCGGCCAUGUGGCAGGCUUUCUGUUGGCACUCCUUACCCACCAGUCAUGGCAAAGGUGCAGGACAAUUUCCAUAGAAACCGGAGCUCAGAACAUCCAGAUGUGCAUCACCAUGCUCCAGCUAUCUUUCACCUCGGAGAACUUGGUCCAGAUGUUUAACUUCCCGUUGGCCUAUGGAUUCUUCCAGCUGCUGGAUGGAGUUCUCAUUGUGGCAGCGUACCGGGCGUACAGGAGGAGGCUGAAGAAGAGGGGCCGGAGGAAGCCCCCCGACUGUGCGGCCAUCAGCCUCGACAAGAAGCCCAGAGAGACGGGAGCGUUCCUGGAGGCGGAGGAGGAGGCUGGGGCAAGUGCGGGGCCGUCGGAGCCCAUGUUCCCCCGCAGGGCCCUCGAGCCCCUGGGCCAGCCGGCUCCGUGUGACUAGGGGCUGGGCGGCCCCGCGCCCCUGAGCCCCUGAGCCCCUGAGCCGGCGCCCCGGAGCCUGGGCGGUGGAACGCGCGCCUUCGCCUGCGCACUGGGACUCGUGCUGGGAGCACCGUUGUGAGCAUGCGUGUUGCUCAUGGCAGGAAUCUUUGUGGGGAUUUGUACAACCGGUGUGAACCUGCUGAGCAGCUUCUUGUUUCCUGGUAGUGGACAGGAGCCAUGAUCAUGGCUGGACCCAUGGUUUUUGUUUUUCUUUGGUCGGUCCUGGGGCUUGAACUCUGGGCCUGGACGCUGUCCCUGAGCUCUUCAGCUCAAG